Molecule: messenger RNA, 639 nt
Organism: Suillus paluster
Lineage: Eukaryota; Fungi; Basidiomycota; Agaricomycetes; Boletales; Suillaceae
Product: ABC transporter transmembrane region 2-domain-containing protein
Exons: 6
Coding region: 1-639 (212 amino acids)
Biological process (GO): fatty acid beta-oxidation; very long-chain fatty acid catabolic process; peroxisome organization
Cellular component (GO): peroxisomal membrane
Molecular function (GO): ABC-type transporter activity; ATP binding; long-chain fatty acid transmembrane transporter activity
Source: RefSeq, a predicted model, not a curated record
AUGAACGAAGAACAUGGCUUCAGAGGCACCGUACUACUUUUCAUCAAUUACUAUGUUACUGCAAAGAUCCUCCAUGCUGUAACACCUGCUUUUGGUCGUCUUGCAGCUGUCGAAGCCCGUCUAGAGGGAGAAUAUAGAGCUGGUGUUGGACGCGUCGGGAGAGAGAGCGAGGAGGUCGCGUUCUACGACGGCGGCGCACGCGAGCGGGAUAUCCUCACGAGAGCCUAUUUGAGGUUGAUCAAACAUGUCAAUUCAAUAUACAAGAUCCGCAUCGCAUAUGAAUGGACAGAAGGUUUUGUGAUCAAGUAUCUCUGGUCCGCAGCUGGGUACGGGCUGAUAGCUGUGCCGCUCCUCAUAACGAGGAAGCGUCAUCGUUCUUGUGUUGGGGACGGAGAUGGAGAGGGUAAGGAAGAUGGUAGGGGUGGUGAUGGACGAAAGCAGAAGGGCGAUUCGGAUCGUGUGGUUGCUGCUAGGACGGAAACAUAUAUCUCCAACCGCCGCCUUCUCCUCUCACUCACAGAUGCAGGCGGGAGACUUAUGUAUGCAUAUAAAGAUUUGCAAGAGGUUGCUGGUUUGACUGGGCGGUGCAAUUUGGACAACGACUCCGGGUUCAAAAUUCCUGGUUCAAACCGCACGUGA